Molecule: messenger RNA, 655 nt
Organism: Impatiens glandulifera
Lineage: Eukaryota; Viridiplantae; Streptophyta; Magnoliopsida; Ericales; Balsaminaceae
Exons: 1
Coding region: 38-556 (172 amino acids)
Source: RefSeq, a predicted model, not a curated record
AGUACCAAAAAUCUGAUAUAGAGAGAUAGAGGAGGAUAUGGGGUUGUCAGCAUCGAAGCGAGUCUCCGGCACAUUGAACAGGUCAUCGGAAUUCACAACCGCCUGCGACGCCGCUUUCGAAGAAUCUCUAACCCUAGCUCAGCACGCCUCCACCGUAGUCCAUCCUUAUCAGCUUCUCGCAGCCGCCGUUCGCCUUCAUAGAUCUCUCAUCGCCGGCGGCGUUAGUCCUCUGGUACGAACUUGGGUCCCUGAUCCUCCAAGUCGUUCACAAGUAGAUAAAGCCUACCGAUCUGUUGUUUCUCGUCGGCGGUCUCCUCAAUCGGAGGAAUCGAGUGGGGUUGGGAAAGAGGAGUUCAAGUCGUUGGCGGUGGAGGUAUUCACUGAUGCUGUUAUUUCAAACGCUGGAAACGCUCUUAUCCGGCGCGUUCCGAUAGGAGUGGCUGGAAUUGCAGGAAUUGGAAUGGCGACCCGAUCUGGGAAAGAUUUGGUUGGGACGGCGAUUGGAGUUUACGCUCUUGGUGUGGUAGGGUCCAUUUAUCUUAGUUUGAUAGGAUAGAAGAUGUGGGUGUAUCCGCCGCUAUCUCAAUUUACAUGUUAAGUUGUUUGUUUAUGUAAUUAUUUUGGGUAAUUGAUAUUUUAUUUUAUAAUUAUCUUC